Molecule: messenger RNA, 1103 nt
Organism: Saccostrea echinata
Lineage: Eukaryota; Metazoa; Mollusca; Bivalvia; Ostreida; Ostreidae
Exons: 1
Coding region: 46-930 (294 amino acids)
Source: RefSeq, a predicted model, not a curated record
GUGUUGUGGCAAUGACAUCAAAUUUUUAGAUAAUUUUGUGUUAAGAUGAAGUACAAAGUAAAAAGUUUUAUAGUGUGUAUAAGACUGGAAGGUGAAUUCACUGACAUUGUGUACCAUACCUUUGGCAAAGUUCCUAAAGGAGACCAAGUGAUGAAAGGUAAAGAAGAUUGGGUAAAAGAUGAACAGAAUUGUAGUCCUCAACGGGAAUUUAAAGAGUCUACAAAAGAUACAAUAGGGAAUUACACUCUUCUACCAUCAGACACUCCUACAGGAAGAAGUAAACAAACUUACAACUUUUUUUUGACUGCCUUGAAGUUAGAUGCCCAUCUAGCCUCAUGUCUCAUAUUUGAAUUUAAACUUUUUCCACAGUUUAGGGAGAGAUUAUUUAGAUUUUUUAAAAAGAAUUACAACUCUCAACACACGAUAGUGAAUUUUAAUGAACAGGACAUGGAAGCACAUACAACGACAAUAAAGGAACAAAAUAAAUAUGUGAUAUUUGAUUAUGUAGUGGAAGUAUACCCAGUUUAUCCCAAACAGAAAGUGGACUAUGCAUGGAGCUAUAGGUUAGGAGCUCAGAUGGUGAGGAGAAUGCUCCUGGAGGAGGCAUUUGCCUGGUUUUCUACUCUUGGAGGGGCAUACUCCUCCCUGGGGGACUGUUUUCCUAGAUUUGCAGAAGAGGCCGGUAGAAUCGCCAUGAAACAGUUGAGAAUAGCAGAAGAGGAGGAAAAUCCCAUUCUAGAAUGCAAAGCAAAGUUAUUUUUUGCCCAGAGUUUGAUGCAAAGGGGAUACACUGCAGAAUCUCAAAGGAUAAUAAGGGCCCAGACAGUAUUUGCUAAGAGAAUGAUUGAAGUGGAUAGUAAAUUGUUGACAAUGUGCCAUGCUUUGAGGAAACGAUGGAAAUAUGUUAACAAUAACAAGUUAACUUUAUGAUGAAAUAAUCAAAACUUAUUUGUUAGUAAUGUUAUUUUAAACAGAUUGAAGUUGUUAAAAAAAUUCUUUUUUUAAAUUCUUUAUUAACUUGUGGCAUUUUGUAUGUUAUGAGUAUGCACUACUGUAGGAAAUUAACCUACAUAUUCAUGGAAAUAAAAACUCUGUGAAUUCAA